UGGUGUGGAAUUCAGUGGUGAGAACCAAGACGUUCAGCAGUCCAACAGACCAGAAGUUGAUCAGGAUGGAUGUUCUGUCUUUUUUUCUGACAGAGACUGGGGUUUUGCUCCUUUUAUUCCUGGGACUAGUGGUUUUGUACGGGUACUGGCCUUAUGGGCAGUUUGAGAAACUGGGAAUCCCUGGCCCAAAACCACUGCCAUUUUUUGGAACUCUUCUGCAAUACAGGAAGGGUGUGUUGAAUUUUGACGUGGAAUGUUCCAGAAAAUAUGGCAAAAUAUGGGGGAUCUAUGAUGGCAGACAGCGUGUUCUCUGUAUAAUGGAUACAGCCAUCAUCAAAACCAUCCUUAUCAAAGAAUGUUACUCCCUCUUCACCAACAGAAGAAAUUUUCGUCUGAAUGGUGUGCUCAACGAUGGUGUAGGUGCAGCAGAGGAUGAGCAGUGGCGGAGAAUUCGCACCAUCCUCUCCCCCUCUUUCACCAGUGGGAGACUAAAAGAGAUGUUUGGGAUCAUGAAGAAGAACUCUAAUACAUUAAUGAAGACUCUACAGAGGAAAGCUGACCUGGGUGAAGCUGCUGACUUUAAAGAACUCUUUGGGGCAUACAGUAUGGAUGUGGUGACCAACACAGCUUUCAGUGUCAACAUCGAUUCACUCAACAACCCCAAAGACCCCUUUGUGAACAACAUCAAAAAAAUGCUCAACUUUGACCCCCUUAGUCCACUGUUCGUCAUAACAUUUCUCCUCCCCUUUGUUGUGCCUCUGCUGGAGAAAAUGAAUGUCUCCUUUUUUCCAUCUUCUGCGACUGACUUCUUCUAUGCAUCUCUGCAGAAGAUUAAGUCUAAUAGGGUUGCUAAUGACCAUCAGACGCGGGUGGACUUCAUGCAGCUGAUGGUGGACUCUCAGAAACCAGAGAAAAAUGGACACAGUAAGACAGAGGAAACAGGCCUCACUGAUCAUGAGAUUCUAUCCCAAGCAAUGACAUUCAUAUUUGCUGGUUAUGAGACUACUAGCAGCACUCUGACCUUCCUCUUCUAUAAUCUGGCCACUCACCCACAGACCAUGAGGAAACUUCAGGAGGAGAUUGACCAAACUUUCCCCAACAAGGCCCCUGUGCAGUAUGACAUGCUGAUGCAGAUGGAGUAUUUGGAUGAUGUGCUGAAUGAGUCUUUGAGGUUAUAUCCUAUUGCUGGUCGGCUUGAGAGAGUUUGCAAGAAAACUGUGGAGAUCAAUGGGGUCACAAUCCCUGGGGGAACAGCUGUCAUUGUGCCCAUCUAUGCCCUCCACAGAGACCCUGAAAUCUGGCCUGACCCAGAAAAGUUCAACCCAGACAGAUUCAGUAAAGAAAACAAAGAGAGUAUUGACCCGUACACGUAUAUGCCUUUUGGGGCGGGGCCCAGGAACUGCAUUGGGAUGAGAUUUGCCUUAGUGAGCAUGAAGCUGGUCAUUACAGAGAUAUUACAGAGAUUUGACGUUCAUGUGUGUCCUGAGACACGGGUGCCUCUGGUAUUGAAUACUAAUGGAAUAUUGGCUCCUACACACCCCAUCAAACUCAGACUGAGUCCUCGAUCCAGCUCCUCCUCAGACUGAUUCCUUGAUCAAGCUCCUCUGCUAACAGACUCCUGUUCUAACAGUCCGGUCAAAUCACAGUUAAAAUCCUAUGGAUUGCUCCCAGAAGGAGGUGGAAAAGUGCUUUAAUGAGUGACACCCUGGUCUUCUUUUUAACCAUGUGUGAAGAAUGCAGGGAAUAUCACUAACUUGACCACAAACCAGUUGAUAUAAAGAACAGGGCACAUAAAUGCAUGCUCUGGAGUUCCACUCUUUGUAAAGUUCCAGUGCUGUUUUCCUUGCUUAGCUUCAUGCACUGAUGAAACUACACUAAAGAAAAAAGCUAAAUGUGUUCUAUGUGUGCAUUUUGUUACACACAGUCCGUAACUUGUUAGGUCUUCUGAAUCAGAAUGUUGGAUAGAUUAAAAUGGCAGACAAGACUAUCAAACAUUGAGAUUUGACACAGGGCAUGGGAAGUGCAUCAGUGGAAGGUUGAAAGUUGAAGGUUGACAUUGAAGUGAUCCAAUGAAUUUAUGAUCAUGUGAUGACUGUCUUCAAUUACAGUGCAGUGCACCUA
Messenger RNA from Chanos chanos (milkfish), 2121 nucleotides. RefSeq names its product cytochrome P450 3A27. Gene Ontology annotation, molecular function: oxidoreductase activity, acting on paired donors, with incorporation or reduction of molecular oxygen; steroid hydroxylase activity; iron ion binding. Lineage: Eukaryota; Metazoa; Chordata; Actinopteri; Gonorynchiformes; Chanidae. Bases 66 to 1586 code for a protein of 506 amino acids. The record is from RefSeq and is a predicted model, not a curated record. The transcript is spliced from 13 exons.